Cannabis sativa is the source of this 618-nucleotide messenger RNA. RefSeq lists its product as uncharacterized. NCBI's taxonomy places the organism in Eukaryota, Viridiplantae, Streptophyta, Magnoliopsida, Rosales, Cannabaceae. The transcript has 2 exons. The coding region runs from base 1 to 618 and encodes 205 amino acids. The record is from RefSeq and is a predicted model, not a curated record.
AUGAGUGACUUCCUUGAUCGUGCAGAUCACUUCAUCAAGCUUGAAGAGGCCAUUGAGCGAGCAGAAGUUGAGCUUAAGUCUGGCCAUCUGAAAGCUCCCUCUGUCAUUAGCUCCGUACAAGAAACCCGCUCCCAUGAAAAGGACGUAAGUAAGAGAGACAUGACAAAGUUUUGUCGUUUUCAUGGAGAUUAUGGCCAUGACACCAACAAAUGCAACAAUUUGAAGCAGGAAAUCGAAUUUUUAAUUAGAAAGAAUAACGCACACGUGCAAAAAUAUGUUAAGACCAAUCAAAAUCAGAGGGUCGCUCAGACAGAUAAUAAUCAAGAUUUACUGCCGCCACCGGUGGAUGGGCAUGUACAAGUAAGAAGUUGUCCUGGAGAUUCAGGCAAAGCCCGGGAGAGGUAUGCCCGAACACUACAGCACGAGCAAGAGGAAGAUGUCUUGGUCAUCGAAGAAAGGAAGCAUAAAAUACCACAGGAAUGGGAGCCCCCCAUAAUGUUUAAUGAUGAAGAUGCUGUCAAGAUUAAUUUCCCAUACAACGAUCUGUUCCAAAUAGCCAACAAAAUGGUGGCCCGAACUAUGAUAGAUAAUGGAGCCUAUGCAAAUAUCUUGUUUUAA